AUGCGCGCGCUGCGGCCGCCGCCGCUGCUGCUGCUGCCGCUGCUGCUGCUGCCGGCCCUGGAGCUCGCCCUGCCAUCCCCGCAGCCCCCCGAGGCGCGCGCCAAGCUCUGCGGCCACCACCUGGUGCGAGCGCUGGUGAGGGUGUGCGGGGGCCCACGCUGGUCCCCCGAGGCCACGCAGCCCGUGGACGCCCGCGACCGAGAGCUGCUGCGGUGGCUGGAGCAGCGGCAGCUCCUGCAUGCACUUGCGGCUGACACGGACCCCGCUCCGGACCCCGGCCUGCAGCUUCCUCCCCAGGCUCCUAAGCGCCGCCGCCGCCGCAGCAGCGGGGCCACCAACCCUGUGCACCGUUGCUGUCUCACUGGCUGCACCCAGCAAGACCUGCUGCACCUCUGUCCCCACUGA
Messenger RNA from Peromyscus californicus insignis, 405 nucleotides. It is a transcript of the gene Insl3, whose product is annotated as insulin like 3. Gene Ontology annotation, cellular component: extracellular region. Lineage: Eukaryota; Metazoa; Chordata; Mammalia; Rodentia; Cricetidae. Gene Ontology annotation, biological process: adenylate cyclase-inhibiting G protein-coupled receptor signaling pathway. The record is from RefSeq and is a predicted model, not a curated record. Bases 1 to 405 code for a protein of 134 amino acids. The transcript has 2 exons. Gene Ontology annotation, molecular function: hormone activity; G protein-coupled receptor binding.